AUGAAGAUUUUUAGUCUCUCCUCGUCGCUGCGGCUGUUUGCCCUUCUGGCCGUUGUGGUGCUCGUAGCAGCGCAGGAUGCAUCUACAACGACACCGCCGGCGUCAACACCCUCCUCGCCUGCACCUACGCCCACGUCGACUCCAACGCCGGCUUCUGGCGGAGGAGGCGGAGGAGGCGGCAGCAGCGGCGGUGGUGGCAGCGGUGGUGGCGGCGUCGGGGCGGGUGACUACGGCGACAACCCGCCCGACGUGCUGCUGCGCGUGCCGGACCUGUCGGUCGGCCGCAUCGAGCUGGACGUGGACAACCUGCGGGCCGAGGUCAACCUGGCGGCCGAGGUGGCGAACCUGGUGUCGAUCAACGUGGGCGUGCAGGUGGGCAUCACCAAGGUCAACAUCACCAUCGCCGACGUCAAGGCCGAGCUCGAGCUGGUGAUCCGGCUGGGCAACCUGGUCGACAUCGUCAACCGCACGCUGGCGUCGCUCGACCUCAACCCGCUGCUCAUCAACCUGCUCAACGACGUCACCGACGUCGUCGACUCGGUCGUUGGCGCCGUCGACGGCCUGCUGGGCUCCAUCGUCCAGGGCAACUCCAAGCUCAACUUCCUCAUCGACAACCUCGGCAACAUCGUCCAAGAGGUCGUCGGCGACGCCGGCAGCGUCCUCAGCUCCAUUGUCGGCAACUACCAGAACAACAUGACCUUUACGGGCGUCUCCAAGGAGCUGGGCAACGGCCUCACCCAGAAGACGUACAAGUACGACAACCUCGGCAGCCUGGUCAAUAUCAUCUUCAACACCCUCGGCCAGGUCGUGCAGGCCGUCGUCGUUGGCAAGGACGGCAGUGGCAGCGGCAGCGGGGGCGGUGGCGGCAGCUCGACUACCUCGGCCGCCACCCCGCCUCCCACGUCGUCUGCGUCCAGCUCGCCUGCCCCGUCCCCGACUAGUUCCGCUGGGUGA
Molecule: messenger RNA, 954 nt
Organism: Lasiosphaeria miniovina
Lineage: Eukaryota; Fungi; Ascomycota; Sordariomycetes; Sordariales; Lasiosphaeriaceae
Exons: 2
Coding region: 1-954 (317 amino acids)
Source: RefSeq, a predicted model, not a curated record